GAUUUCAAUUUAAUGAUUGAUUUUAACGCCCUGAGAUCUACUUUUUUCACUUUUUUUACAGAUAUAAACUUUUUGAUUUUGAAAUAAUGGAUAAUCGACAUUCAAGAAUUGCCAAAUAUUAUUCAUCAUUGGAUCAAUGGGAUCGAAGGCUAUUCGAUAAAUUAACCGAUCAAAAUUUUCGUCACUCAGUACGUUAUGUAAUCUUUAUGACUUUGAAUGCUUCAUUUAUAAUGGUCACGAAUGAUCAACGUAUAUUUGUUUAUGGAAAACAAGUAUGUUCAUGGCUUUCUUUAACAUAUGAUAGAUCAAGUGUAAAAGAAAUCACAGAAUUACAAUAUCAAGAAGUCAAACAAAUCGAUUGGGGUUGUAAAUUUUUUGUCAUAUUGACUGCAACUGGCAAAGCAUAUAUGGCUAGCGCUAAAAAAUCGAAUUGGGGCACGGAUAAAAGUUUGAAAAUGAUAUCGAGCGAUUGUUUUCAUAUGAUUGCCUGUGGCCUAAAUCACAUCUUACUAUUACGUAGUGAUGGUAAAGUAUUCACUAUGGGUGAUAAUCGAUAUGGACAAUUGGGUAGCAAUGAUUUGUUGAGAAGUUUGCACAAGAACACGAUGCUUGAUACUGGAUUGUCAAAUGUAGACAGAAUUGCUUGUGGUUCAGAUUAUUCUAUUGCUAUGAUAGAUCGUAAACUGUAUUCUUGGGGCCGUAAUCAUCAUGGACAAUUGGGUAUCAAUCAUGUUUCGAAUCGAAAUGUUCCUAAAAAAAUUAUGCUGAGAAGAACAGCCUAUAGUCAUCGAAUUAUUGAUAUCGUUGCUGGCAGCUCUUAUACUAUCUUUUUAUACGAUGAUGGAGACGUUUAUGCAUGUGGUAAUCCUGACUGUUAUAAAAACAACCAGAUUUUUCCAAAACGAAUCGAUAUCGAUAACGUUGUGGCAAUUGGCUAUGCAAAAUUUGGUGAUUUUUUCAUAUUUUUCACAGAAACCGAUCAAUGUUUUGUAGUGGGACAUAUUGAUUCAAUCAAAUUCGUUAAACCGACAAUACUCUCUGGCAUUAAAACAUUCAAUGAUGCAUAUUUAAUUUACAAAAUAUUACCAUAUUCAUUCAAUCCAAUUUUUUUGAAUAUUCCGCAACCACAACAAUCGAAAAAGUUAACAACCUCAGUAUCAAACCUAUCUAUUGAUAUUGAUCGUUUUCGAUGUUCAAUAUGUUGUGAUCGAGAAGUUCAGAUUGUUUUUUCACCCUGUCAACAUCUUACUUCAUGUGAACAAUGUUCAAAAAGGAUAGAUGAUUGUCCAAUUUGUCGAACUAAUAUUGAUCGUCGUUCACGUGUUUAUAUUCCUUAAUUUAGUAAUUUCUUUGCUCAAAAUCUUUGUCUUUUCUGUUUUGUUUUCACUU
Molecule: messenger RNA, 1389 nt
Organism: Dermatophagoides pteronyssinus (European house dust mite)
Lineage: Eukaryota; Metazoa; Arthropoda; Arachnida; Sarcoptiformes; Pyroglyphidae
Product: RCC1 and BTB domain-containing protein 1-like
Source: RefSeq, a predicted model, not a curated record